Messenger RNA from Aspergillus caelatus, 1479 nucleotides. RefSeq names its product Zn(II)2Cys6 transcription factor domain-containing protein. The record is from RefSeq and is a predicted model, not a curated record. Bases 118 to 1395 code for a protein of 425 amino acids. The transcript has a single exon. Gene Ontology annotation, molecular function: zinc ion binding; DNA-binding transcription factor activity, RNA polymerase II-specific. Gene Ontology annotation, biological process: regulation of transcription by RNA polymerase II. Lineage: Eukaryota; Fungi; Ascomycota; Eurotiomycetes; Eurotiales; Aspergillaceae.
AAAAAGCGGCGGGUAAAAGUGAGUAUUUCUACUGUUUAUUCUCUCCCCCUUGCAAAACCUGAAAUGCUCGUCAUCUUUGGCAUGAUACCGUCGUUUCCUUACCGUGGGUGACAUAAAAUGCAUUCCAGCAUGUGGACUUAUCUACGUUCUCUUAUAUGCUUUCGGCCAAGAGGAUAUGACUUGUUGUAUCAAAAUUUGCCCCAGCAUGCGACUGACAUGCGGCAGUGUGACGAGAAGAGACCAUCAUGUACGAAUUGCGUGAACCAUUCUAUCGAAUGUGAUUUUUCCAUAUCUACUCCGACCUCGCCAUCACCAUCACCACCUGCUACAUCUUCCGCUCGUCAACGGUACCGAUUCAAACAAUCCAAAUAUCAGACUUUAGCUUCCUCGGCGCCUAAUGAAGGAAACCAGCGCCCUGGCGGCAAUUCUGUUGCCGUCCAAUGCGAUCUUUCCGCCAACAACAGUGCCACGGGCGGAAUCUCGUUUGCGGAUCUUCAACUCUUUCAUCACUAUCUCAUAUCAACAUAUCGCACCCUCACAGAUGAGGCCUCGGAUCCAUAUGGUGUUUGGUCGAUUCACAUCCCGCAGUGGGGAGUUUCGUUUCCCUCAAUCCUCCACCUAAUGCUGGCCUUGUCCGCCCUCCACCUUGGUCAUCAAAAGCCAGAUCUUCGACAUCAGUAUGUGAUGCAGGCCAAUGACCAUUUUACAUUUGGAAUCCGAUCUGUUACUACCGUUCUCUCUCAAUUGAACUCUGAGAAUUGUCAGAUGAUUUAUAUGUCAGCGGUCAUGAUCUGUCUCGUUUAUUUCGGACAUGGCCCCCGACCGGGUGAAUAUCUUGUUUUCAGUAGCCAGGGGCAGGCUGAGUGGCUGGUUCUCAUGAGGGGAGUUCGCUCUAUUCUGGCAACAAAUCAUGGCAGGAUUUUCUCGGGUAUCCUGACACCUCAGACGGAUGAUAGCAUUCAAAGCGUCAGUCCCGACUUACAGGAGGAAUUACGUCAACAUCGCGAUCGCAUUGCUGAGAUAAAAGCUUUGAUCGAGAUGCAGACGGCUAGCCCCGAAAAGAACUUGUACCUUGGUGCUGUGAGCGGCUUACCGGACACUUUUGAGGAGGCCUAUAAGAUGCGUAGUGUAGGGAAAGACGGUGUAUGUUUAUUGCCUAUGGUCAUAGGCUGGAUAUAUCGACUCCCAGAACCAUUUGUCAUACUUCUCGAGAAGAAGGACCCUUUCGCACUCGUGAUACUGGGCCAUUGGAGCAUUCUUCUAACCUAUAUGACCUCGUCCUGGCUCUUUGUUGGUUGGGAUAAACAUGUUAUCAAAGGCAUUCGGGCUUCUCUAAAGGAGGAGUUUCACGACUGGAUUAGAUGGCCUGAGACUGUUAUUAACAUACGGGCCUAGUAUAUAAUUCAUCUGUGGACCCUCUUGGGUGAAGGACCCGACAGUAACUGUAUCAUAGAUCCCUUUGAGAUUGUACAAAUUUGC